CACAUCCAACCCAACUGCCCAUCGAAGCGUCCACCUCUACGACUCAACACCCAAAGGAAUCAACCUCUGACUGAAGAACAUCCUCGCUGUUCAAUACGCGAUCUUCGCAAAUCCCUUUCGUCUUUCCAGUUCAACUCUUCAUCGGUUCGAUUUCCAGCGAGUGGCUACGGGUCUUGUCUCCCUCCCCUUUCUUCCGACCGGCCGACCUUCCCUUACCCUUCGUCUCACACGCCAGCACCGGCACUCUUGGGUUCGAAGCUCAGCUAUAGGCAAUCCAGAAACCUUCUCUCAAACAAGCUAGUUAUUUACGAUUGCUCUCGUUCGAUGAGUGCAUAGCUUUCUCGACAAACCUACCACAAAACACCAACGAAUACGAACUUUCAAGACGCAUUCAAUCUUACGGAUUCUGAUUCCUGCUUGUGAUACGACAUUCAAAACAAAAAGAAAUCCUAUAGAAGGGGUUUUAUACGAUAACGAUAUUAUCAUACUCGAAAACAUGUCCAACAACAUUACGGAAAUUGAUCCUGCGAUCAAGUCGGGGACGGUAUUGAAGGAUGGUCGUUAUAUCAUCAAAUCAACCCUCAACCGCGGCUCUUACGGUACUGUCGUCCUUGCCCGGGACAGAACCCUUCCAGCCCCCAACAAUCUUGUCGCGAUUAAAUGCCUCGUCAAAGACCUCGCAAACCUCUCCCAAGCCGAGCGCGACAGCGCCCUCGACGACGACGAACUCUACAUCCACCGCAUUCUCGAACGCGACCCAAACGAAUCCCCACACAUCGUCAAACUCCUCGAUACCUUCAACACCGAGACACACCUCUUCCUCGUCGUGGAGUUUUGCCCCUUGGGUGAUUUGUAUGAGAAUAUCACGAGUGGGAGGUGUCCCAAAGAUACAGAGUCCGUGAGGGAUUUGUUGUUGCAGUUGGUUGAUGCUGUUGCGUAUUCGCAUGCACAUGGAGUUUACCACCGCGAUGUCAAGCCUGAGAAUAUCUUGUUGAUGCCCUCGUCCGAGUCGGCGAGUGGUGUUACCCUCAAGCUUGGUGAUUGGGGUCUUGCUACGCAGGAAACUACCAGUGCGGAUACGGGAACGGGAAGCGAUCGUUAUAUGGCGCCUGAGCAGUUUGAUCCCGCUGUUACCGAGGUUGAGCCUCGUGCUUGUGAUGUUUGGGCCGUGGGUGUGUGUGCGCUCAAUAUCUUGUUCUCGCGUAACCCGUUCAAGGAACCGACUUCGCGUGAUCCGGUUUUCAGGGAUUGGUGCUGUGACGGAAUGAGCUUGUUUGAUGUCUUCCCGACGAUGAGUGAAGACACCUACCGAGUUCUUUCUCACUCCCUUUGCCUGGAUCCGAAGAAGCGUGAUUUGGAGAAGGUUCGGGAAGCGAUUGAGAGUGUUGUUGCGUGGACGAAUGAUGACGAGGUCGCGGAGGUUGAGGAGACGAGUUGGGAGGAGGUUGGGGUCAAUGGACCUACUGCGAACCGUGCUCCGCUUAGGACUCCGUCUUUGGCCCAGACCAUCGCGGCGAGUCAGCAGACUUCGUUCCCCUGGGCCAAGGCAUUGGAGGCGAGUGCGGCGCCGGCUCCGGCGCUGACUACUACGACUACUGUACACCAUGGUUUCUACUCUUCUUCGCCGAGCUCGAAGGUUGCUGGUGGGUUGAUUAACACUGUUGUCGAGGAGUCUCCUGAGGAGGAGCAGCUCGAGACGGAUGAGGCAUCUUCUCGUUCCACGAGUGGGGAGACCUCGACUACCAACACCACCGCUUCUUUCGAUUUGUGUCUUUCGCCCGAAAAAGGUCGUCUUGCUCAAAUGAGGUCCAAGGAGCGGAAGAAUGCGAAGGGGCGGGCUGUUGGUGGUGGACUCGCUUCCGUCGAUUCUGGAUUUGGUGGAUCGUUUGCGGGACUUGGUGCGGGCUUGUCGAGUAUCAACAUUAAGCCUAAACCGUCUCGUAUUCAGCAACUCAGAGAACAGGCGCCUCACAACCUGGGACCUCGCUCUGGCCAACCUCCCGCCGGCGCGAACGGCAACGGCCUCGGUACUGAUUCUCGCUCGUCGUCGCGUUCUUCGUCUCGUACGGCGAAGGACAAUAAGCUCGUUGCUGGAUGCUCUGUCCCCACUUUCGUCAAAGGCUCCAAAGACCACCUCAAGUUCGGUAAGAGCUGGAGUGAUUGGGUCAUGGAGGACGAAGAGGAGGAGGUGUCUGGCACGAGUGGAACGGGUGCUACGCCGAGGAAGAGUAUGCAGAGUGGGAGUGGGAGGAGGUGGUCUAGUGCUGGGAGUGACGGUGGGUUGAGGUUUGAUGAUGAGGAUGAUGAUGAGUACUUUUUGAUUGCGCCGACGUGGGAUGAUUGAGCCAACGAGGGCGGCAAUCGUGAUCGUUGGUGAUGGUUUUGUUUGUUUGGAGACACCCCUAUACCCCCAGGCUGUUGGAAAUGUGUGUUGAGAUGAGAUGAAAGAAAGUUGGUCAAAAGGAAAAAAAAGGGCCCGGAUCGAACCAUCUCUCAUUUGUCGUUUUCCUCU
Molecule: messenger RNA, 2512 nt
Organism: Saitoella complicata NRRL Y-17804
Lineage: Eukaryota; Fungi; Ascomycota; Saitoellomycetes; Saitoellales; Saitoellaceae
Product: kinase-like protein
Exons: 2
Coding region: 497-2344 (615 amino acids)
Biological process (GO): autophagy; peptidyl-serine phosphorylation
Cellular component (GO): cytoplasm
Molecular function (GO): protein serine/threonine kinase activity; ATP binding
Source: RefSeq, a predicted model, not a curated record